Messenger RNA from Fusarium coffeatum, 1893 nucleotides. RefSeq lists its product as uncharacterized. The coding region runs from base 1 to 1893 and encodes 630 amino acids. The transcript has a single exon. Lineage: Eukaryota; Fungi; Ascomycota; Sordariomycetes; Hypocreales; Nectriaceae. The record is from RefSeq and is a predicted model, not a curated record.
AUGACGACUAAACCCAUGAAGCUUUACGGUCGGUAUACACCAUUGUCCACUAGUGAAAUUCGCCUUGUUCGACUUAGCACCGACCUCACCCACAUCAUAGCUGGACAACUUGAAGUGGCAAAAUUGGAUGAUGCACCUCCGUACUAUGCAAUAAGUCAUGCUUGGACCCAGGAUCAAAGUCCGGCAGUAGUACAAGAUGGGGACGGAUUUAGCUUGAGCAAGAGCCUCUCAACAUGUCUUAAACGACUCCAGCAGCUCAGUCACCAAAACAAUCCUUUUAGCCCCCCACUUCGGCAUAUUUGGAUUGACAACAUUUGUAUCAACCAGACAGAUACGGUUGAAAAAUCAUCUCAAGUAGCCAUGAUGAAGAGGAUCUAUAGCCAGUCGCUAAGAACAAUAAUUUGGCUGGGUGAACCGGAGUCUGCGCUAAGUGCUGGCGCAUGGCAGCUCAUUUCCAAGAUCUAUAAUGUCUUCAGACAGGAAAACCCAGAAGCAAAGGUCAUAGCCGACAUACCUCUCCGGAUCUACAAUCAGGAACGUCAUCUCGAUCUGGGUUUGCCACCAUUGGACGAUCUCCGUUGGAGAUACCUUAAGCGCCUCAUGAGUUUAAGGUGGUUCUCUAGAAUCUGGGUUAUCCAAGAGGUCGUUUUAUCGAGCCAAGACCCGCUUGUUCUACAUGGCAAGCAAAUCCAUGCGUGGGAGCCUCUAGGUUGGGCGGCUGCUUGGUUACGGAGAUCUGGGUAUAUGCGUCUUCCUCAAUUACCGGAAGAGUUGCGGAAUGUGGACACUAUUUCCAACCUUCGAAGGGUGACAACGUCCUGGCCUCUGGCUGCUUUGAUAUCGAUUACACAAAUAAAGUUCCAAGCAACCGAUCAAAGAGACAAGAUAUAUGGGCUUCUAGGAUUGGCAGCGGAGUGCCAUGGUACGAUGGGACUCCCGGAAGAGCUAAAGGCUGACUAUAGCCUGGAAGUGACCGACCUGUACCAAAGGGUAGCACGCUUCUUGAUGGAACAGAGCCAAUCACUUGCAAUGUUGACUCGCGCAAAGGGCCUCCCAGGCACGGAAACAAGAGAGAACCGUCAACAUGAUUUGGCGUUACCUUCUUGGUGCCCAGAUUGGAGUGACUUUCACAGUUACAAUCUCGGAAUCUCUACAAGUUUAUCCUGGAUUCACUACCCAAAGGGUGCGUCGCCUGCGGUUCUCGGUUUCCCGCACCAAUACAAGGCGUCAGGUGACUCGAAGUUGGAAUGGGCGAGCGGGGAGAAUUCGCCAGAGGACAAAUCAAUAUUGGAGAUUGAUGGCUUCAAGGCCGACCGGGUACACGGCGUCCACCGGCUGGACAUCAAUCGUCCCAAAGACGGCGAAGAAACAGAUGACCACGGAAGAAAGAUGGUCCCGGCCUUGGAACUCGCGAUGUCGCUUGUCAAACCUCACAGUAUACUGCCAUGGGCUAUAAGCUUCAUCCAAAGUACUACCGCAAACCAACAUCAACUGAAUGGACAAGACGCUAGUCAGGGUUUCGCUGACGGUGCGGCUUGGCUAUACGAGUUCUUCGAGAAAUCAGAGAAUAUACCUCCAGCUGUGAAUAUGCAAAAGGAGAUGAUGGCCGAGCUUCAGAAGAACGCUAUCAAUGGCACAUCAGAGCGUUAUGAGGCUCUUGUUAGGAACUUCUGCUUUGAUCGUGCGUUCGUUACUACGUCGGGAGGGCGGACGGGAAUAGCUCCUUCGAACACAGAAGUAGGCGAUGCCAUACUGGUCCUACCUGGGGGAGGUGUGCCAUACAUAGCAAGACCUCUUGGUGGUUACUGGUCAUUUGUUGGGGAGUCGUUCAUUGACGGACUUAUGGAAGGUCAAGCGCUUCACCUCGAAAAAAGGGUUUUCAACUUUAGGUGA